AUGACAAAAUCUGAUGUGGUUCCUCUAGUUCUCUUACUGAGUAUUUAUAAAGGAGUAUCUGGCUUUUCAUACCUCAGUAAGGAUGGGGUGGAAAUUACUUAUUCUACUACCUUUAAACGUGAAUGUCGAGGAGAUAUGGACAUUCUUAUAACGUUUGAAAGUAUUUCAUUGGCAGAGUGUGUUAUGGCAUGUGGAAUGCGACAACACUGUAAAGCUUUGAACUACAUUAAGGUAUUCAACAAGUGUAAUUUGUACUUUUCUGACGAAACAGAAAGUGACAGAGUUAAAAGAAGUUGUGUAGAGAUUAAGGCGGCAGAUAUAAAUGUAAUAAAGAAACCUUGUCCAGAAUGUGACGCAGACGAGACAUGUAUUCCCGCUAACAAAAGAUGCGAAACAACAGAAUGUGUAAACUUUGAUCGCCUGGAUAAUGGUUUUGUAAAUGGAAACCUAUGGGGAGUAAAUGACAAUGUCCAAUAUGUUUGCAAUGACGGAAAAACAACAGUACAUGGAAUAAAAUGUCUCCCUGAUGGACUCUGGAAUAUUUCCAGUGACAUAUGUACACCUACUGUGACAAAUGUCGCGCUUGGAAAACCAACAAACAUGUCAAGCUAUGAAUUUGACUUCGACGGUUGGAAAGGGGUUGAUGGCGAUACUAACCAACGCUGGAGUGGAAACUCCUGCUUCCAUACAGAUAGUGAUCACAAGUCAUGGUGGCGUGUUGAUCUCGGGAAAGUAUUUCGAAUUGUAAGAGUAGUGUUGUACAACCGAGUGGAUUGCUGCGCUAGUAGAGCUUCGAACUUAGAUUUAUUGUUUGGGACGACUGAGGACAAUAUGGACAUUGUGAGGCAAGUUGAUGGUCAGAUUGGGGACACUCAUACGUUUAACUUCACCGAAAGUGAAGAAGCACGAUUUGUUCAAGUGAUGCUUAGAUAUAGCGGCAACCUACAUCUUUGCGAAGUACAAGUGUUUGGAUUUGUCACAUUUGGAGAAGGGAAGUUUUAUCACGACGAGCCUUUUGGAGAUCUGAGCAAGAUAGCUUAA
Ruditapes philippinarum (Manila clam) is the source of this 1041-nucleotide messenger RNA. RefSeq lists its product as uncharacterized. The transcript is spliced from 6 exons. The record is from RefSeq and is a predicted model, not a curated record. The coding region runs from base 1 to 1041 and encodes 346 amino acids. Lineage: Eukaryota; Metazoa; Mollusca; Bivalvia; Venerida; Veneridae.